UACGGAUUCUCUGAUUCAAGAAACAAUCAGAAACAAGUUCAAAGACUGCACUGUGCUGACGAUAGCUCAUCGACUCAACACGAUAAUGGACUCAGAUAGAGUUAUGGUUCUAGACGAAGGUCGUCUGGUGGAAUUCGAUGAACCUCAUUUAUUACUCCAAAACCCCAAGGGUGUGUUCACACAGCUCGUCGAACAGACAGGUAAACGAUCCAUCGAUGUCUUAUGCGAGUCGGCCCGACAAGCUUACGAACUACGACACGAUGAACCAACGAAUACUCCCGACGACGAAACCGUAGGUACUCUUAGUACAAACAUGGCUGAUAUGGAGGUAGAAAACCCAGAUAAGAAAUCUAAUGAUAAUAAUGGUGAUGGUGAUGAUGAUGAUGAUGAUGAUGGCAAUGAUAGUGAUACACCGUUCAUAGAAUAUAAAGGUACAGCAUCAGAGACAAGCACUAGGUAGGCUAGAUGCAGGGAAAUACGUAGAGGGUGAAGGGGAGUGGGCCUAGAACA
Actinia tenebrosa (Australian red waratah sea anemone) is the source of this 510-nucleotide messenger RNA. RefSeq names its product ATP-binding cassette sub-family C member 4. The record is from RefSeq and is a predicted model, not a curated record. Gene Ontology annotation, cellular component: membrane. Gene Ontology annotation, molecular function: ABC-type transporter activity; ATP binding; ATP hydrolysis activity. Gene Ontology annotation, biological process: transmembrane transport. NCBI's taxonomy places the organism in Eukaryota, Metazoa, Cnidaria, Anthozoa, Actiniaria, Actiniidae.